AGAGGCGUAAGAGCGUCUGUUUCCUGUUCCAGGUCAACACUAUCCUUCACAAACAGGCGAAAUGUUGACCCGAUUGUCACGGUUCGGCCCUGCUUUCCAGCAGUUAUUGUCUAAUCCACCGGCUCGGUUCGUCUCCCAGUCCAAACCGAGCUCAGGCGCUGGUUCGACCGCUGUGACGGAGCUGCACCCUGCCGGGCAGACGGCUGGACACGGUGAGGUCAGCCAGUAUGUCAAGAAUCCAGAUUACCAUGGCUUCUCCAGCGACCCUGUGGUGGAUGAGUGGAACAUGAGGGUGGGCUUCUUCUUUGGCAUCUCUGUGGCUCUUGUAAUUGGUGGAACAUUUAUCCACUAUUUACCCGACCAUGGCAUGAGGCAGUGGGCCAGAAGGGAGGCAGAGCGUUUGAUCGAGCAGAGAGAGAAAGAGGGUCUUCCUCUCAUAGAGGAGAACUACUUCGACCCAAACAAGAUAGUUCUGCCCACAGCUGGAGAGGCAUAGGAUGUCCAAAAUCCACUCACUGUACUUCAUGAUUAUUGUAUUUCACUAUAAUAGAAUAAAUUAUGUAAUUAUUA
Messenger RNA from Dicentrarchus labrax (European seabass), 570 nucleotides. RefSeq names its product NADH:ubiquinone oxidoreductase subunit B11 (gene ndufb11). The coding region runs from base 62 to 496 and encodes 144 amino acids. The record is from RefSeq and is a predicted model, not a curated record. NCBI's taxonomy places the organism in Eukaryota, Metazoa, Chordata, Actinopteri, Moronidae. The transcript has 3 exons.